AAGUCCUGGCAGGAGCGUGAACAUUAAGCACCAGUUGCUGCUCUCCUGCCUCAACACACACAACUGUAAAGACUCGUCUACACCUCUUGGAGUGUGUAAACUGACUGCUGCUGCAUUUACACAUCAGAACAUCAGACACGGGAUGAUGGCUUCCUUAAUGUGCAAGACACUGACUUUAUUCGUCAUCUGCAUGGCUCUUCAAGAGGGUUGUGGAGUCCCUUUAUCAGUCCGGGCAGAGCUGCCAGCUCAGGCUCCGCAGCCACACCGCACGAGGACCAAACGCUGCUCCUGUAACAGCUGGGAUGAUAAAGAAUGCAUCUACUUCUGCCACCUUGAUAUUAUCUGGGUCAACACGCCAAGUAAACUCCUUCCUUAUGGUCUGGGAAGUCCCCUGUCUCGCCGCCGCCGUUCAGCAGACCGUUGCGAAUGCCUCAAUCCAGCGGACAAAACCUGCUCCGGCUUCUGCCAUAAAAGCUCAGAGAAUCCAAGGACUGAUGUCGUGGACCCACUGGUAGAAUCUACAAGCACAGACAGCAACAAAUUGCUGGCAUCUUUCAGAACUGUGGUCAAGUCCAACAUGGCGAUCGCAAAAGGUUUUCUGUCAACAAACGAGAACCCGGCCGGAGUCAACAGGCUGAGGAGCAGAACAAGGAGGUAGAGGACUGAGCAAACGCCAAAGGCGGUUCAACCUACACGGACCGGAGACUCCUCCAGCUGCCUUCAGUGCCAGCGCCGGCGUUCUGUAACAUGUCAAGACUCUUACCAACUCUGGGGACGCGGAGGUGGAAAGAUGGAAGGCAAAAGAGGCAGUGGAUCAAGCAUUUGAUCAACAAAACACUGGCAGCUCACCAAGACAGAAGCCCUACGGCAGGAGCUAUUUUGGGUGGAGACAUUUAGAGUCAUUUCUUGAACUCUCUUUGAACUUUUUUAAAUUAACAACAGUCUGUACAUGCCAAGGAAGGACCCAUAAAACUAAAAGACAUGGAAACUGAUGUCCGGCCUUUUGGGCAACCGCAUCAAGAAAGGUUACAAUGACUAAUCAGUCACUGAUCUGUCAACCUUUUCCUUUUCUAUGGACAAAGCUCUGCUGUGACUCCUCUGAAUGGACAGUUUUAAAUCCAAACUCACCUACACUGAGGCUCAUAGGAUCAAUACAUAUUGCAGAGCCAUAUCAACUCUGUAUUUAGUUGGGAAUUGUUUGUCAAUGUUUACUCAAAUGUCCUUGAAACUAAACUUCUGUCUUUGCCGACCCUUGGUUCAGUUUAAUAUUCCUCUGUAUCAGAGCUGGAAUCUGCUGUCCUGCCUAAUGUUUAGGGCAAAUUAUCAAAUAGCUUUUUAAUUAUCAGGCAGUACUUGAAAAUGGCAGCUUGUUCCCUCUUGGCACACAUUGCAUCAAUGAAAUGAAGGUCAUCUCUUUGGGAUUUAUCGAACAAACAAGUAGCUUUAUACAAAGUCCAUUGUCAGCUCCUCUACACACAUAUACAGUAUACUUUCUGCUAGCAUAACAACUACAAUAGGGCUAUUGUGUUGGCUUGAAUGUUUAUUGCUCCUGUUUAAUGUUUUGAUUGAAGAUAAGCCAAAAGGUUUUUGCCAAAAAAUGCAACAAUUGUUUUUCUCCCCCCGACUAAUAUUCAGUGAAUUCCUCUGUAAUUAGCCACUGGGAAAUUAUGACUCUCGACUUUUGUGCCAUGAAUCCAUUCACUCCAUCCGCCCUGUUUGACUGUUGUCAAGUCAUGGACACAUGGAAAGAUAAACCUUCAUUGUAACUCAGAAAAUAUGCAUCCUUAAAUAUCAUGCUGUAUACGACGGUUGCAGCUUUUUAAGUUUACUGUUAAAUGCCUAAUGAUAGCAACUAUUGUAAAUAGUACAAUUUAUUUAUUCUCUAACUUAUUCAGAGAUGUAUUUAUAUUUGUAUGAAUGAUGCACUGAAUUGUGUAUGAGAAAAUAAAAAUGCAAGACAAUAUUCUGUA
This is a messenger RNA of Siniperca chuatsi (mandarin fish), 1970 nucleotides long. It is a transcript of the gene edn2, whose product is annotated as endothelin 2. The record is from RefSeq and is a predicted model, not a curated record. The transcript has 5 exons. The coding region runs from base 143 to 658 and encodes 171 amino acids. NCBI's taxonomy places the organism in Eukaryota, Metazoa, Chordata, Actinopteri, Centrarchiformes, Sinipercidae. Gene Ontology annotation, cellular component: extracellular region. Gene Ontology annotation, biological process: regulation of systemic arterial blood pressure by endothelin; regulation of vasoconstriction; vein smooth muscle contraction. Gene Ontology annotation, molecular function: endothelin B receptor binding; hormone activity.